AAUUCUAUUAAUAUUUGAGUGUUACACGGUGUUUUGCUCAGGUUUCCAAGUUUAAAAUCAUUUUUCUCUUUUCUUAAAAAAAAUUGCUUUCUUAUCUCUAAUAAAAUAAUGCCAUCUCGAGAUCAUUAUCUUCAAGAUGAGGAAUUGGCUAGUGAUUCCCAAAGAUUACUAGCGCCUGAAUUACAACAACGGAGAUUAUCUUCUUCGGCCACCAGUGAUUCAGAAGAAGAGGACUUUUACUCAAAUGAAAAGGGUUUUGAUAUCGACUAUAGCUAUCAAAAAAAGGGUAUCAAUUGCAUCUGCGUGGGAUUUCUAUCCAUUUUAGCUUUAGCUUGGGUAUUGUGGACUAUUUCAAUUGCCAAAUUAUUCUCUGGACUCUCUUCGCAUGAUGACGUUGAAUUACAAGAGGCUAUGAAACUGGUUCAAUUCGAGGAUAUCUUCAAUAGCUCAUUUACCGCAAAGAGAACUAAAUUGGUCUGGGUUGGAAAUGAUCCUAGAGACGGUAUAUACACAUACAGAGACCCUCUUUCCAAUGACAUUUUAUUGGAAUCUAUUGAGGAUAGAAAAAGUCAAGUCUUUGUCGAGGAAAAAGAUCUUGUCAUUGACAGUGGCAUUCUCAGUGUUUCAUCAUUCGAGUUAUCUUAUGAUGCUCAAUACAUUUUGUUAAAGACAAAUGUCAGCGCUCAAUGGAGACAUUCAUCCAGAUUCAAUGCAUAUAUCUAUCGUUUAUCCGACAAAAAGAUCAUGCCUUUAACGCAUUUAUCUACAGUAGGAAAGACUCCAAGAAUUUCUUAUGCUGAAUGGAGUCCUACCGGUCAUCAAAUGGCUUACGUUAUGAACAAUGAUCUGUAUAUCACUGACCUUAAAAAUUAUGAAAGAAUUACUUUUGAUGGUUCUAAAACAGUCUUUAAUGGUAUUCCUGAUUGGGUCUACGAAGAGGAAGUUUUUGGGUCAAACUUUGCAUUAUGGUGGUCACCUGACUCCACUCAUUUGGCCUAUCUUCGUUUAGAUGAAACAAAAGUACCUGAAUACCAUUUACAGUUAUAUACCGAUCGCAACGCAUCCUAUCCCAAAGAGACUAAUAUUAGAUACCCUAAAGCCGGUGCUCCUAAUCCUCUCGUAUCAUUGCAUGUGUAUUCUCUUGAAUCCAAUUCUACAAUUGUUGCAACAACCACAGAGAAAGUACAGUCAUUCAGCAUUAUGGAUACGAGCAACUUUAAAGAUUUUGAACAGGAUGAUAGAAUCAUUGUUGAUGUCACCUGGGCUACUGACUCCCACACGCACCUCUUAUUUAAACAGACAAAUCGUAUUCAAGAUCAACAAUAUACCAACAUUGUCAAUAUCAAUAGCGAUGAUAUCAAAAAAAGUACAGUUAAACUAGUUCAAGAAUAUAAGCCCACAGAUGGUGGUUGGAUCGAAGUUUCUCAAUCAAUGGUUUAUUUACCUUCUUCCGGUAAUGGUGUUCGCUACAUCGACAUUUUGGAUAACUCGGAGGGUUAUCCUCAUUUGGCCAUUAUUACUUUCAAAGGCUCAAAGAACCAAGUCAGUUGGUUGACUACUGGUGAAUGGGAGGUUGUUUCAGGAACUGUCGAAGUAGAUGAAGCACGUCAGCUUAUACAUUAUGUUUCUACAGAAAGAUCUCCUUAUGAACGUCAUCUUUAUACUAUUUCGUUCAAGUCUGAUAAUCCCGCUUCUACAAAGAUUUGCCUUACAUGCCCUCAAGAUCCCGAAGAGCAUGCCUAUUAUAGUGCUUCGUUCUCACCUAAAUCAGGUUACUAUAUUUUGAAUUAUGAGGGCCCUGGUAUUCCUACCACCAUUGUUAAAAAGGUGGAUGAUUCCUCAUUUAGAUCUGUAUUGGAUGAUAAUAAUGAGUUGAGAAGUCUCUUGAAUGAGUAUGAUCUUCCCAAGAAACACAUGAAAACGAUUAAUAGCGGCGGCGUUGAAUUGACUGCUAUGGAAAUGGUACCCCAUGAUUUUGACUCCACCAAGAAAUAUCCUGUCCUUUUCCAUGUUUAUGGUGGACCUGGAUCUCAGCUAGUUUCUCAUAGAUUUGAGCUUGAUUGGCAAACAUUUGUAGCAAGUCAGUUAGGUUUUAUUGUUGUAACAGUUGAUGGUAGAGGUACUGGAUUCCAAGGUAGAAAGUUUAAAGUCGGUGUCAGAGGAAGAUUAGGUGAACUCGAAACUAUUGACCAAGUCAACGCAGGAAGACACUGGGCUAAGCUGGACUACGUUGAUGAGUUUAGAAUGGCUAUAUGGGGUUGGUCGUAUGGUGGAUACAUGACUACAAAAGUUGUUGAAGCCAACGAUGGUGUAUUCUCUACCGGUAUGGCAGUAGCUCCUGUUACUGACUGGCGUUAUUAUGACUCUGUUUAUACCGAACGUUAUAUGAAAACUCCUUUAUUAAAUCCUCAAGGUUAUAUCGACAGUGCUGUAAAUAACAUGACUGGAUUUAGAGACACCAAGUACCUGUUGGCUCAUGGUACUGGCGACGAUAAUGUUCAUUUCCAACACACUGCUGUUUUGGUCGAUAAGCUCACUUUGGAGGAUAUCCAUAAUUAUCGCGUACAGAUUUUUCCUGACAGCAAUCAUGCUAUCAGACAUCACAAUGCUAACAAGAAUGUAUACUACUUAUUGACAGACUUUUUACUUGAAAGUUUUGGAGGACAUGAAUAUAAACAUAUUUACGGCGAGACUGGUGGUAAGUUCUCAGGACCUUUACCCCAUGAAGAUUAAUAUCAGAAGCGCAGGCCGUUCUUUUUCGUUUAAUAUUCGUAAUAAAUCAAAGCUGUUAAAUUGAACAGUUUUAUUUCUACAUAA
This is a messenger RNA of Mucor mucedo, 2817 nucleotides long. RefSeq names its product dipeptidyl peptidase IV N-terminal region-domain-containing protein. The transcript is spliced from 16 exons. Lineage: Eukaryota; Fungi; Mucoromycota; Mucoromycetes; Mucorales; Mucoraceae. The record is from RefSeq and is a predicted model, not a curated record. Gene Ontology annotation, biological process: proteolysis. Gene Ontology annotation, molecular function: serine-type endopeptidase activity; dipeptidyl-peptidase activity. The coding region runs from base 109 to 2733 and encodes 874 amino acids.